GGUUCUUCGCUGCGAAACUUUGACAUGCCUCAACCACUGCGGAACUGGGGAGUCGAAGCUGAAAAUCGCUAUAUUGCCGAGCACUCUCUAUCAUACAACAGAGAUGAUGAGCGAGGCCAAGCAGCUAUGCACAUCCCACUUCUCAAUCUAGAGCAG
Suillus clintonianus is the source of this 156-nucleotide messenger RNA. RefSeq lists its product as uncharacterized. The transcript has a single exon. Lineage: Eukaryota; Fungi; Basidiomycota; Agaricomycetes; Boletales; Suillaceae. The record is from RefSeq and is a predicted model, not a curated record. The annotation marks the transcript as partial.